CUCUUUUUCUUCUUCUUCUUCUCCUCCUUCUAGUCUUCUCUUCGAUCAUUCUAUAAACAAGAAAAAGAAUGGAAGUUCAUCGAUGUCGUUUUGUAGAAUAUCAACCAGCCACCAUUAAUACGAUGGAUUUUACUCCAGCAUCUGUCAAACAUACACAACUGGCAGUAGGACGUGCUAAUGGGGAUAUUGAAUUAUGGGAUCCGCGCUGGAAUUAUCGUUUAGAAAAGGUCAUUCCUGGUGGUCAUGGUCAAUCUGUAGAAAGUCUUGUAUGGGCACAUCAAUCAAUACUUGUAUCAACUGAUACUUACGACGAUCCCAAAGAAAUGGAAGACGCUUUGAAACAACAACUUGCUCAACCUCCACGUUUAUUUUCAUCAAGUUUGAAUCCUUAUAUUGUUGAAUGGGAUCCUGUCACUUUAACAGCAAAGAAAACGGUGGAUUCAAAUGGUGGUUCUGUAUGGUGUUUGGCAGUGAAUAGUAAUGGUACUCGAUUGGCAGCUGGUUGUGAAGAUGGUUGUAUUCGCUUAUUUGAUAUUUCUGAUGAUCAAUUGGAAUAUAUUCGAAGCUUUGAAUCUCAAAAAGGCCGUAUUUUAUCAAUCUCUUGGGGACCUGAUGAUAGUUACAUUGUUACUGGUGGUUCUGAUAGUAGUGUUCGCAAAUGGAAUGUUCAACACGGUCGUACUACUCAUCGAAUGACAGUUGAUAAAAAAAACAAAGAAGCCACUAUGGUUUGGAGUGUAGUAGCCACAAAGCACAACACAAUUAUUUCUGGUGAUUCAUUGGGACAUUUGAUGUUUUGGGAUUCUGAACUUGGUACAAUGAAGCAAUCGAUCAAGGCACAUGCUGCUGAUAUCCUUUCUGUAGUUGUUUCUCGUGAUGGCAAUAUGGUGUUUUCUUCUGGUGUAGAUCGUAAGCUUCUCUCUUGUAAACGGGUACAAUCUCAAAAAGACAAAAAGAAAACUGCUCCUGGUACCUGGACAACAGUUGGAAAUCGUAGAUAUCAUUAUCAUGAUGUACGUACUUUGGCUUUGGAUGAAAGACCUGGAAUCAAUUCUAUUGUCUCUGGUGGUGUAGAUUGUGAAUUAGUCGUAUCUCCAGCUAUGGAAUUCCCCCGUUUGAUUCAAAACCGUUUACCGCCUUUUGCUCGUAAAUAUUUGGUGUCUAUCUCAAAAUCUCAUAAAUUGGUGAUGGCUCAAAUAUUUGAUACUAUUUCCAUUUGGAGGUUAGGACAAGCUGGACCUCUUGAUCUCGAUACAAAAGGCUCUAUUCCCGAUAUGUAUGUACCUCAUAAAUUUUUAGCAAAACUACAACUCAAGGAUGACUGUUAUAUCACUUCUGCUGCCUUAUCUGAAAAUGCUCAAUGGAUUGCUGCUUGUGAUGUGGAAAAUGUUCGACUAUUCAGCUUACAACAUCAAGAUGAAGAAUCUGGUCAACUGACAGUAAAGAAAAUGCGUAGCUUUGAACUCUCUCUUGCAGCUUACUUGGCAAAGAACAACCUAGCUCUUGGCGCUCAUCAUGUGGUAUUUACCCCAAGCUCUGAUAAACUGAUUGUGGUUACCGUAGAAUCCAAGAUUCUUGUUAUUGAUCUAUCCCAUUGGGAUCAAGGUGAAUUUGAAGUUUUGGCUGAAUUUGGACAACAUACUCCAGAUGCUCAUUCUCAACACUCUACUGGUACAGUCAUCAAUAUUGCAGUUAGUGAAGAUGGACAAUGGCUUGCGACAGGAGAUGAUCAUGGUAAUACAUAUGUUUUCAGUUUAGAUAGUUUAAAGCGUCACUUCACUGUCCCAAGAAUGUCAUUCCCUCAAACAACAUUAUCUUUCAACGCUUUUCGACCCAACGAACUACUUGUAGCCUAUGCAAAUAAUACCUUCCGUAUCUAUGAUGUCGAACAUAAAUGUCAAACAAGCUGGUCUAAAAAACAUAUGGAUCAACAGGAUUCAUUAUUGGCUCGUCAACGGGAUCGAAUUCGAGGUGUGAUAUAUAAUCCUGCCAACAAGAAUGAUAUUGUAUUAUAUGGUAGUCAAUUUAUGGCCAAGGUGGAUAUGUCAACAAGUUCCAAAGGAAAGAAAGGCAAUCAACACAAACGAAAGGCGGAUCAAGUGGAUUCAAACAACAAUGCUCCUAUUGUCAAUGAAAAACAACGCUCUUCACUGGAUGUUUCUCUUACUGUAUCGUAUCAACAAAUCUUACAUUGUGACUUUAUUGACAAGAAUUCUAUGGUCAUGGUGGAACGACGCAAAGAAAGUGUUUUGGAAAACCUUCCUCCUUCUUUUUACCAUGCUCGUUUCAACAAGUAGACGUACUCUAUUUAGAUCUUAUUAUUGUAUAUUUUAUUAUCAUCAUCAUCAUCACAUCAUUGCAUUCAUCCCCUACUCACACACCUUUUUCUUAUUUUUUUUAUGCAACUACAUUCCCCAAUUAUUUUGUUACUUUUUUUUUUUGCCAUUUUUACUGUCUACAUAUCUAGAAAACAACCCACAUUUGAUA
Molecule: messenger RNA, 2487 nt
Organism: Halteromyces radiatus
Lineage: Eukaryota; Fungi; Mucoromycota; Mucoromycetes; Mucorales; Cunninghamellaceae
Product: quinon protein alcohol dehydrogenase-like superfamily
Exons: 7
Coding region: 69-2297 (742 amino acids)
Biological process (GO): maturation of SSU-rRNA from tricistronic rRNA transcript (SSU-rRNA, 5.8S rRNA, LSU-rRNA)
Cellular component (GO): 90S preribosome; small-subunit processome; t-UTP complex
Molecular function (GO): protein binding; RNA binding
Source: RefSeq, a predicted model, not a curated record